Ciona intestinalis (vase tunicate) is the source of this 378-nucleotide messenger RNA. Lineage: Eukaryota; Metazoa; Chordata; Ascidiacea; Phlebobranchia; Cionidae. The record is from RefSeq and is a predicted model, not a curated record.
ACAUACAGGAUGGUUAUGAACCCGGUAGAGGGCGCUAGGCCUGCGACCGUUUUCGAAGGAAAUAUGAAACAUUAUGAUUUUGACGACUACAAGGCUGUUCCGGUUAAAGAGGGAACCCUUGUUCUUAUACACGGGAAGGUCCACCAUAGGAGCAACAGAAACACUUCGGAAAAUUCUAGAAAUAUUUACACUUUCCAUGUCACAGAAACGAACAAUUCGAAAUGGAGUGAAAGAAAUUGGCUUCAGCCAGCAAACGGCACGCAGUUCCCUCUGUUAUACGAAGACUCCAAUGCUACAAGUUAAACAACGGGACCCUGUAUAACGUAUAGUACUGUGAGGGAAGAUGGGACACCUUUAGCACAUGAUAUAACAAAUAUC